Messenger RNA from Dendrobium catenatum, 1197 nucleotides. RefSeq names its product eukaryotic translation initiation factor 3 subunit G-1-like. The transcript is spliced from 2 exons. Lineage: Eukaryota; Viridiplantae; Streptophyta; Magnoliopsida; Asparagales; Orchidaceae. Gene Ontology annotation, molecular function: RNA binding; translation initiation factor activity. The coding region runs from base 136 to 1014 and encodes 292 amino acids. Gene Ontology annotation, cellular component: cytoplasm; eukaryotic translation initiation factor 3 complex. The record is from RefSeq and is a predicted model, not a curated record.
UUAAGAUUAUCAAGUCUAUCCAAGCCGAGCACACCGCUAUCGCAUCCUUAUAGAUCUAGGGUUUAUUUCUCGCUGCCGGCGCGCACCGUGUCCGCGUGGUGAUUUGGGUGGCGGCUCGAGAUUUCUUCAGCGGAGAUGGAGGUUGACGUAGGUCGAGCUCCGGCAAGCAAGAUCCGAUGGGGAGAACUGGAAGAAGAUGAUGCUGAGGAGAUGUAUUUCUUUCUUCCGCCGAGGAUCGUAAUUGGGCCCGAUGAGAACGGCUUGAAGAAGGUGAUCGAGUACAAGUUCAACGAUGAUGGAAAAAAGGUAAAGGUAACGACCACCAUACAAAUCCGCAAACUUGCGCGCGCGAGGCUUAGCAAGCGUGCUCUGGAGCGCCGGACAUGGGCCAAGUUCGGGGACGCCGUACACGAGGAUACCAGCAGCCGCCUUACUAUGGUAUCCACGGAGGAAAUUCUUCUUGAGAGGCCUAGGGCUCCAGGUAGUAAAGCGGAAGAACCAAAGUCUGCAGGAGACCCACUUGCUGCAAUGGUGAAAUCUGGAGCUUCCCUCAUGGUUUGCAGAACUUGUGGGAAAAAGGGCGAUCACUGGACUGCGAAAUGCCCUUACAAGGAUCUGGCCCAGCCGAUCGACUCCUCCAUUGAUAAGCCUCCCACCGCAGAAACUUCUACAGGUGCUGCUGGCAAGACCACAUAUGUUCCUCCUGGCAUGAGGGCAGGUGCCGCCGAUAAGGGUGGAAGCGAGAUGCGGCGGAGGAAUGACGAAAAUUCCGUCCGUGUUACCAAUCUAUCGGAGGAUACUCGCGAGCCUGACCUUCAUGAACUCUUCCGCACAUUUGGCCCUGUAAGCCGCGUCUAUGUGGCUGUAGAUCAGAAAACUGGAGUUAGCCGCGGCUUUGGCUUUGUGAACUUUGUUCAUAGAGAAGAUGCUGAGAAGGCGAUCAACAAGCUCAAUGGCUAUGGUUACGAUAAUCUUAUUCUUAGAGUUGAGUGGGCUACUCCGAGGCCUAAUUAAGUUGAUUCACCUGUGGAUUAUUCUGCUUAUUUUAUUUCGAACUGUGUUUUCUCGCUUUUAUUUGUUAGCGAUAUGUUGCAGAAACCCUUAAAAUGGGAGUAAAUCAUAUAGUUGUUGCAAACAUGAUGAACAUUAUUGAAUUUUGAUUGGAUAAUGAGCAUUUUGAUUGUCAGCUUUUUCUUA